This is a messenger RNA of Octopus bimaculoides (California two-spot octopus), 8672 nucleotides long. RefSeq lists its product as uncharacterized. The record is from RefSeq and is a predicted model, not a curated record. NCBI's taxonomy places the organism in Eukaryota, Metazoa, Mollusca, Cephalopoda, Octopoda, Octopodidae. Gene Ontology annotation, molecular function: DNA-binding transcription factor activity, RNA polymerase II-specific; RNA polymerase II cis-regulatory region sequence-specific DNA binding. Gene Ontology annotation, biological process: regulation of transcription by RNA polymerase II.
ACUGCAAGUUCAAAGGUUGACUCUCGGCAAUCACACUGUGGUUCAUCCAGGCCGCGGCUGUCACAUGUCUUGUCUCUUUACGUGCCACUACCCAAUCAGCGUUCCUGCUGAGGCACUUAACUUAUCGUCUUGAAUAAAUACCCCCAGCUUUCCGGCCGUCAACAUACUCACGUGAAAGUUUCCCACCACCACCCCUCUACUCAUUUGACACCAUGCGCUGACGACCAACAAUAAGCAAGUCAGCCACUAGUUGCGCGACACACAUACACACACACUGACUUGACUACUCCUCUAGCAAAACAAAAGUAUUGCAGUCAGUGAAAGUUUGUGAGAGACAGACUCGUUGACAUAAGAAAAACUAAGUCUUUCACUCUAACGGGGGAACAAGAAUAAAAGCGUUGUCAUCAACAACACACACACACACAAAAAAAAAAAGAAAAAAAAACCCGAACGAUUUAUAUAUGUGUGUAUGUAUACACAUAUAUAUUCACAUCCGUGACUAUUUCGAAAACCAGUGACUUUAAGUAAUACACACAGAUACCAGUGGCGUUAACUGACUUAAAAAAACUUUCUGCAAUAUAUACUGAAUGGAAACAAAAGUGUGGAAGAAAUAACGCUGUGGGGGAGGAAAAAAAAUCAAAUCAGCGUGUCUUUUUCUUUUUUUUUUUGUCUAUUUAUUUAUUACAACAAUUGAAGUAAGCCAACUCGUUCGUAUUGUGUUACUACGAAAUAUGUUUAUUGCUGUUACGUUGGAAUAUUAUACACAGCCUUUUCUGGAGUAUCAUCAAUCUGACGAGGUCUUUUCGUGAACUUCUUCCAACAAGGAAUUACUAUUUUCAAAACUUUAAACAAGCUCUUAUUUACCAUUUAAUUUUUUUUUAUAUAUAUACCUUUACGUUUUUAGAACACAACACAAUCCUUUAUUUUUUUCUUUUACUCUAUAUUCACCUUCUGUCGCAUACACACACGCACACUAACUUUGACUACUUGUUCUUCCCUUGCAUGCAUCUUUUCACUCUCUUGCAUGUGACACCCACAGCUUUUCUCUCUCUCUCUUAAAUUUUUGUCAACUAAAAACGAAAAUAACAUCCGUCGUGUUGGUACUAGUAGUAGUUGUGACGACAGUUCCUGUACCAUCAGCUGUGCGGCGAACGCCGCUGCCGUUUAGUAGUUGGAAAGUAUUUAAUUCCAUUUUCUCUUAAUAUUGAAAGAAAAAACAAAAAACAAAAAAAAAACACCUGUUAACGACAAGGAUGAAGAUUAUUAUCUGAAUGUUGUUUCAUCAGCUUUCUUGAAAACAAAACCAAUUUUGAGUAGAUGUUAUUUAACAAUUUUUGUUCUUCAGUUCUUACCCACUUCUCUCUUUAAAGUUUGCUGUUUUUGCCUGUCCCCUCUUACACACUCAGACCUAUAUAUAUGAGAAAAUUCAAACUAAACACCGAUAGCAAUAUAUUAACGUAUUUCCGCUGACCAACAUUAUGAAUGUUUGUUAUAUAUUGUAUACAGGAUGCAUUUGUGGAGAGUAACUAAAAGAAGUGUCAAAUUAAUUAUAUCAACAACUGGAACAACAAAUUUACUAUCAUUGUUUGAUUAAAAAAAAUAUUGCAUUUCAUCGAUUUAACAAAUUUAUGUGUUGCCAUACUGUUUAGCUAACUGGACAGGUGGUUGUUACCGGUAUCUAGCGGUAUGAUGAUGGAAGAAUUCAUACCCCUCUGCUCCAGCUUGGCUCGGGAACAGUACACACUACAGAGGUUAAAUUCUUCAAAAGAAGAGAAUGAUGUUGGCACUCUGACUGAGCUACGCUGUGCCAGUCCGUUAAGCAGUUGGAACCGCGAUGGACUUGGUGACGACGUCUACUUGGAGUAUUUGUUUUCACAAGGUCUCGCCGAUACCAUCGACCCCGCACGUUCCCCUACAAACAUUAAAUCACGCUUGUGUUCGCCUUGUUCAUCCCCUGUUACGUCACAUUUAGUGGGACACACAGACGGUUCCCAAAGUUCUUCUUCAAGUCUUUCCGACAUUUCCUCUAAUACUUCGGAGUUAUCCAUGGACUUGUCAAGCAGCAACAGCAGCACCAGCAGCAGUUGCUAUAGUAACGGAAAUGAUUCACUGGACAACUGUGAUAGUUUUGAUGAAGUAUUUUCUUUAUCCGACAACGAACUGAUAGUUCUUGGUGUUGGCUUGCAGAGUCUAAUGCACACUGCCCUUGACGGUUGCACGCCAGAAAGGUUUCACUCGCCGCAAGAACAGCACUACUAUCAAGUUCCACAACAAUUGUAUAAACUCAACAAUAACAUCAACAAUGCCACUAUUUUGACGAGCCGUAAUAAGCGGCAAACUAAUUCACGUCUCAACUCUGCAAUACGUCACAAAAUCUUCAACUUCGAUGACACUGAUACCAAUAACUAUAAUUUGUCAGACUCGUUGACUAAAAUCCUCUCAUCGAAUAUAAACACAAACAAAGGCAGCAAAACCUCAAACACUUCUUGUAAAAAAAAUGAACAAAACGGCAUAACAAAUGCUAAUAAAAACCAAAGCAAAACUAACAAUGCAACAAAAAACCGUGGAUCAAAGGUUAAUAAUACAGGAAAUGUCUCUUCUCGUGCCUCCAACGGAGUUUCCAAUCGUACAACCGGCUGUAACAACAAAGAUGCAAAAAGCGAGGAGAAGAUAUAUCAUUGUACAUUUGAUGGUUGUGUGAAAGUAUAUAGUAAAAGUUCACAUCUAAAAGCUCAUUUGCGGCGUCACACAGGUGAGAAACCGUUUGAUUGUACAUGGCCAGGCUGUGGAUGGCGAUUUUCGCGAUCAGAUGAACUUGCUAGACAUAAACGUUCUCAUUCAGGAAUAAAACCUUACCAGUGCAAACUUUGUGAAAAACGAUUUUCACGUUCGGACCACCUUUCCAAACAUCUUAAAGUACACCGAAAAAAAGCAUCGUCAUAACAGUAUUUAAUUAUUAUAGCUAAUUAUUAUUGUCAAUUACAAUGUGAUUAUUAUUAUUAUUAUUAUUAUUAUUAUUAUUAUUAUUAUGUGGUGCCAAAUUGUUUUCUUAAAACUUUCGUCGUCUUUUCUGUGUCAACAGUAUUGUUUAAUAUCAUACUGUGUAUGAAAAGUGAAAAUAGAGUUGUCCAGAAAUUAAGAGUAAGUUUUAUGAAAAGUGGUUUUAAAUUACUUUAGUCAACUGGACAUUUGUGAAAAUAACGUUUUGAACCAAAAGGAAAAAUCAUUUACUCCCCCACCCCGCUGAAUAAGUAAGUAAACGGGGAAUGUUAGCUUGAUAUAUAAAGUAUAUGCAACAAUAUUUAUGUUCAAAACUAUACAGUAUUGUGCCAAGUAAAAACACUAAGCUAACCAGAUUUAUUGUCUCUGCCAAGUAAACAAGUUUUUCCAAAUUUUAAAUACUCUAUAUUAGAAGACGUAGUAACUUAAAAUAAUGAUUUAUUGGGUACAAAAUUAUAAGAUAUAUGUAAAGAAAAAGAUAGGAUGUUAGGAGUGUUAGUGAUUAACGGGAAAAGAGGAGUUUCAAUUGUAAAUUGCAUGACCAGAAUGAAUGUUUGGUCCACAAUUUUUUUUUUAAAUAAUGACACAGCUCACUACAAUCAUGUAAUAUUAAGUUUAAAAUCCACCAUAAAUGUUUCAACCACUGCAGAGUUGUGAUUCUAUUUGCUAAUCUAAAAAUUUACCACUGUAUGCCAGUUUUGCUGUGGCCCUGUGAAAGGAAACAGUUUAGGGGUUUUUUUUUAAGUUUUAGACUUUCCUUAAGUAUAUCAAGCUUUUUAUUUUUUAAAAUUCAAUUUCAUGAUUUAAGUUCUUUAGCCCUCCUUUUUUUACGAAGCCCUCUGAUCAUGAAAGCCAAUAUCAGCACUUAAUUCUUUUUCCUUUCCCAUAAAUAUACCAGUUUACAUGCACAUGUUAUAAAUUGAUAUACUUUCACAUUAGCUAUAUUUCCUCUUUAUCAAUAUAUUACUCAUUAGAGCUACAGUUAAACAAAACACAACACCCUUUAUGCAAACAUCAUAGCAGUAUCACUCAUUGCUUAACCAAUUUACUUUAAAAAAAUAAUCUUAAAUACAUAAAACAUAAUACUCUUUCCUUCUCAUUCAAAUGUUAAGGUCAUUUACAAGCUUCUAAAACUAUUUAUGAUUGAUUUUUAACAAUAGUCACAAUGCUCCAUUUAUGGUGGAAGGAUUGAUGUUGUAUGCCGUUAACUUCUUGUGGACAUUAGCGAAAAACAUCUUCCACAGGAGUACGAGCAAUCUAAAGGAAGUGAACUGACUACAACUCGUCAGGAAAGAAAAUCGGGUCGCGAAGUUAGCACAUCGGAAGUUUAUUUCUGUCACUUGACAACUUCCGGUUUGAAUUAUUUUAUAUAUACAUAAAGUAGUGCCUUCUCUCAAUCGCUUCUCAAAACUUUCUUCUUUUGCUGAAUAUCAAUGCAUUUAACAUGCUGUGUUUUUAUGACACAUGUACAAUGUUUCAGAUUGUAUUAAGUUUGAUAAUUUUGUUUCUAAACAACGGAAAAUGCCUGAACUCUGGAGUCUUCUACUCCAAAUAAUAGAAAAUUAACAUAACUUGCUGGUAAUUUACGUCUGCGGCGCUCACGUUCUAUUUUGUGAUCGCCUCUUGCUUUUAGCAUGAGCACAGCCACUUGCCAGUGACAAAACCUUUCAUGCUAAAUGAAAGCUUAAUUGGCGUUGGUUAAGUGUAGGACUUAACCUUUCAACCAAAAUUGGUGCUGAGAAAUUUCGCCGCACAGUCUAAUGUAUAUUUGGUUUUAUAAUUUCUUAUUAGUUGCCUGGUAUUACAAUUAUAUUUGUUCUUUAUUAUUUCUGUACCACGUUCCAUCACAACCACCUCUUUCUUGUGGAAGAAAAAAGAAAGUUCCAUCUAUCAAAAGUAUGUAGGCUGUGUGUGAGAAAAAAGUAAGAUCAAUAGGGUAUCGGAUAACACAACAUUUCUAGGUGCAUGAUCUUUUCUCAAUACUGCUCUUCUAGGCGCAUAUAUCACAGAAGCAGAAUUGCCUGCUAUUGCAACCGGCGACAGCACGGCAAAUUUUAAGAUCGAAUUGCUUAGUUUGCUGGGUUAAAAUCUCUAAUGGGUAUGAAAGUGAAAGGGGUUUAGGCUUGCUUCGAUUUAUAUAAUCCAAGUGAAACGAAAGUGAUGCUAGCCAUUGUCUACAACCUUCAGACAUAGAGGAAACGUUUUAGCAUUCUACUUACAAGUUCUAUGUUUCUUUUCUACAUGCAUUCUGGUUUGUUCCUUUUUACUACUACAGUGUAUUCGUUGACGUCACUUUUCAAGGGAAGGAUAUAUGAAAAUGACGUAGCCAUAAUGUAGGCCAUUCAUAUUUUCCUUGCAUAUAACGACCUUAUACAGCUGGGGCGGUAUGUUGUUACAUAUUAACGAAUGUAAAAUGUGUUUAAUCUCAAACAUUUCGACAUACUGCAUUUGUACGUUUAUUCUCGGCAAAUCUUUACCAACAAUCUUAUACGUUCUCACAUAUCUGAGCAACUGGGUUUGUUACAUACUUAGUGGAUCCCUCAUAGAUUUCAGUGAAUAAGUGUUCCAGUUGUUAACAGAACUACUAAUUUAUUGAAUCGCUGUAGCUGAAUAUUCCACAUACAUUUGCAACUUUGACAUAAAUCUCGGGUAGAAUCAGUGUUGCACAAUUUGUCCCAAAGACUCGAUCUUCGAAUUAAAGGAUUAAUCCACCCGAAAAGCUUUCUUACAGUUUCCGUCUGUCAAUCUUGCUCAGGAUUCUUGAGUGGCCUGAACCUAUAGCAGAUGACACUUGUCAACCGGAACCUAGUGGUUGACAAGCAAACUUAACCACUCAGCAAUGCCGUGCACCACUUUCUCUUUUCUCUCUCUCUCACUCGAAUUCCGUUGAAGAUGUUAUAAAGUAUUAUACUUAAUCAAAAGUAUUCAGUGUGAGAAGAUCUAGUUCAGUUUACAAUUGCUCACAAUGUUUUAUUUUGAAGCAUAUAAUCAAAAUAAUGUUCUUUUACAAAGGAUGUAUAUAUUUGAAUGAAAACCAGCAUAUUAUUGGUUCUAAUUGUUGUUGAACCUGGAUCUGUCAUAUAAUGGACUAGAUGUAAUGAAAUACAGAGUACAGUAUUCUUUUGUCUCAGUAAUCUUUAGAACACACACCCACACCUCAUUUCUUUUAUGGAAUACAUACAUUCUAGCAAAUGUGUUUCAUUUCUAUCUCAGAAAGACUCAGUAAGUGGUCUGAUUAUUGUUUGUUUGUAAAAUUUAGAUUGUUGAAAUUUGUUUCUCUGACACUACUCAAUAAUUCGUAGAUAACUAGUUUUCUUUGGUAUAUAUGAGUUUUCGGUACUGCUGAAUAUUCACUUGUCAUCAAGGACAGCCAGUUGAAGAUGUGGACAGAUAUUACCGCACAAUACUACAAUAGUAAAAUGAAAGGGUUAUCUAUCUAUAGUUCAUAAUUAAUGCGAGUCGGUGAAACAUUUAUGAAAGAAAAAUGGCUGUGAAAUCUAAUUAAAUGACUGAAAUGCUAUUUGAGAACUGAAUUUUACCAAUUCAGACUAGUGCAUAUAAACUAGUAGAAUACAUUAGAUGAAGUGUUUAUUGCCUUAAAAUUAUCUACAUUACCUUCUACAGGUCUCUGAUCUCGAGUAUUCCUCGAGAGAAAAAGUUCAAGUGCCUUAAACCAUUUACACGUAGGUCCAUCUAGGAGAAAUGGUUAAUUGAAGUGAAAAUAGUUUUUAAGGAGGAACAGAAUCCAGUCUUGUAAAAUUGUCGGAUCAAGGUCAUUGAUGUUGCUUUCAGUGCUGAAAUCAGUGACAUUUUAGUUUAACAUCACAUAUUUUAUUCCAUUUGUUUAAUAAGUGAAUAGAACUACAUCCUCGAGUGUACUUUAUAAGCAUAUAGUUUAAUUAUAAAUGAAAAGAAUUUGAGGUAUUUCCGUCUUUACUGGCUUUAUUCUAUUUAGUAUCUUUCUACUAUUAUAAUAUUAAAAUGUAUUUUUAUCAAAAGUGUGUUAUUAACCGUAGGUAAUUCUGACGGGAAUUUAAUGCCCCAGUGUGUGUGUGUGUGUCUGUCUGUCUAUGUGUAUAUAACUAUUUUAAUGUAGAGAGCAUUAAAAAGAAGAAAAAAAAAACACGAUAAUUAUUUCCACACAUACAAGCAACCCAAACAGAUGUAAGAGAGUGAAAGAGUCAGGCAACGGGAGCAAGUGUUUUUUCUUCUGAGGAACAGUUAAUUCCUUUAGAUUUAAAACUAUCAUUGGGGCUUUCAGUUUCCCACAUUCCAAACAACUUUAAAAUAACAGUUGAUAUGAAUUAACGUUGAUAUCUAACAUUAGUACAUGGUCAAACGAAUCUACAGUGCGAAUAGAAUCGAUUAAAUCUACUCAAGAACUUCACUGGUACUUAUUUUAUUUGCCUCGGAAGACAAGUCUACGAGGUAUUAUAAGGAAUUUUGUUCAUUGCUUUAUCGAUUCAACGACUCAAGCUACACAAAUUAAAGAAUUUGUUUCUCAUAAGUUAUAAAUAAAUAAAAAUGGGUAGAUUUAACUGGAAAUGAAAAAAAAAUAUUGUGAGUAACAUGUCAUAAUAUCCCUUACAUGCUGGACAUCUUGCUGAAUAGAAUAUUUUCAAAUUGCACUGAUGUUAAUGAGAUCAUUAGUAUCAGUUACACUGAUAUUAAUCUAAUCGUACAGAAUUGAAAAUAAGGGUAAAAAUUGAAUUAGUUUAGUGUUUAAACGAAGCAAUUUUGAAUUUUUUUUACAUAAAUGUUAUAUCUUAAAAUUGUUUACAUCAAUGCUUUUUAAGCAUUUUAAAUUAUUUGUUUUACAUGACGAGCAAUAAAUUAUUAAAACUGGUACAUCGAUAGGUAAGAUGAUUAGAAAAGGGGAUAGCUCGAAACAAAUCAACAAAAUUUGAAAUCGUAACUCUUCUGCAAGAUAUAUGAUGGUGGGGAGGUGAAAAUGGUCUCUCUAGAAACAUUCUUCACAUUCAUAACAAAAGAAUAAUCCAUUUUUGUAACACUGAAAGUACACUGGGAGCAAAUGUUACAUACACACACAAAUGUGGACAUGCAAAGAUUGAACUAAUUUCGAGAGUAGAAAACGCUUUCAUUUAAAAAAAAAAAAUCUUUCCGAGGGAAUAUAUAUAGAACCAAAAAUAACUUCUAAAACAUUGAAUAUUUCUAACUACAUUUGGAAGGUAUUUUGAAAGUCUGAUAAAAGAUAAUAUCGAUUAUAAAAUUUUGUGUUCAGUGUAUGUAUGGAUAAUAUCUAGUACUGUUUAGAUAUUCAAACGUUUAUCACAGUCCAUUAGCUGGAAAGCGUUAAAUGAUGAUUCUUGCUACAUUAGAACUUAUUGCAGCUACCAAAAUGUUCAUUCUUGUCUGAUUUUUUUUUUCCUAUCCAAAGAAUUCGAAAAUUUUUCCUAAUUCAUGCCAAAGAUGUAAAUAAUAAUAAUAAUUCUAAUAAUGAUAAUACACUUCUAUAGCUACUUCCAAAGUCAAGGCUAAAUUGCUUUGCAAAUAAUCUGUUGUAGAACCAAACUGGAACAGAGCCACAGGCCUAUACUGAUCUAAAGAAUCAUACCAUGACUAUAUAUGUUAGCAAUUGCUAGAUUGGCACACUUGACGUGGUAAUAAAUUUGAUAUAUUUUUUUAUUGAUGAAAUUGUUAAAAGCAAAUAA